CUGCUUGUGGUCAUUAGUGAGAGGACUACUCUAUUUUCAGACCAAGACGGUGCAGAGCCUUGUGCUAAUUCGGUGGCCGUGGGAAAUCUAGUGCGUCUGUUCGAUUUCCUCGAUAAAAAGGAAUAUAAGCAAAAGGCUGAGAAGAUAAUUCGAGCAUGUUCUACCAGGCUGGCAAAACACUCCUAUAUUUUGACAAAGAUGAUACCUAACUAUCAUCGAAUGCUGAAGGGUUCCGCGAAGAUUGUUGUUGUCGGCGAAGCGUCAAAUGAACUGGUGAAGAGUUUCCGGGAGGAGAUAAAUACGCACUACAUUUGGAAUAAUAACUCUUUCCUUACUGAAAGAAGUGAAGUGUACGCGGAUAUGUUGAAGAGAGAGGAGCCCACUGUGUUCAUUUGUGCCAAUUUCACAUGUGGUCCUCCAAUAACAUCUCUAGAUGAGCUAAAAGCAUCACUGAAGCAGCUAGUUGAUCAAGAAAAUUAA
This is a messenger RNA of Cooperia oncophora, 480 nucleotides long. The record is from the annotation of a GenBank genome assembly. Lineage: Eukaryota; Metazoa; Nematoda; Chromadorea; Rhabditida; Trichostrongylidae.